AUGGCGCCUUCAUCAGUUGAGAACUGCGACGGUGGCUUGUACGUCGGUAAUGCCGGCAUUGCCUACAUGUUGUACCGACUGUCUCGCUCGGAAUUGCUUAGGCCCGAACUGCGACAGACCUACACCAAAUUGUGCGGUCAAUAUCUGGCCACGGCCCUUGCUUACUCUGAGAGCAGCAAUGACAGAGACCCCCCAACAUCGUUCCUCCUCGGUAAGGCCGGGGUCUAUGCUCUUGGGACGGUUAUCGCCUCGCAUGUCGGUGACGGUGCCCAGGCUGAGAAACUUGCCCAAAAAUAUAGUUCGAUAGGCGAGCUUUGCAAACCUAUUAAGAUUUUUCCGUAUGGUUCAGAUGAGUUUUUCGUCGGCAGGGCUGGUUAUCUUGCAGGGUCCUUGUUUAUAAACGAGAGCUUAGGAAAACAGAUCAUUACGCACAAUAUCAGCAUAUGCCAGUCAAUAAUACAAUCAGGAAAAGAAUAUGCUGCUAAACACAAAUCUUUUUCACCAUUAAUGUAUGCCUACCACGGAACAGAAUAUCUUGGUGCUGCACAUGGUCUCUCUUCGAUCUUAUUGUUUUUGCUAUGCAUUCCUGAAUUCUUCAAAGCCCAUCCAAGUGCUGAAGAGGAUGUCCGUGCCGCUGUUGAUUUCAUGCUAAGCAUUGAACAACCAAACUGUAACUAUGCACCUGCUAUGGAUGAAGUAAAUAUGGGGCAGAAACGACCAGCUUCAGAGGAAUUGGUUCAUUGGUGCCAUGGUGCUCCUGGUGUUAUCUACACAUUUGCACGUGCCUACAGACUCUGGAAGGAUGAGAAAUAUCUUAAGGCUUGUAUCCGGUGUGGUGAUCUCACAUGGCAGGCUGGUUUACUGAAAAAAGGCCCUGGGAUUUGUCACGGAGUUGCUGGCAGUGGCUAUGCCUUUCUGUUGUUAUACCGCCUUACCAAUGACAGCAAGUACCUUCACAGAGCCCAGUGUUUUGCCGAAUUUAUGUUUACCCCUGAGUUUCAACAUGGAGCCCGGACCCCUGACUCCCCAUUCAGUUUGUAUGAAGGCUGGGCUGGAUCUGUACUCUUUUUGCUUGAUCUCCUCCAGCCGGAAACUACCGAAUUUCCCUUUUUCUCGGUUUUCUCCUGA
This is a messenger RNA of Acanthosepion pharaonis, 1128 nucleotides long. NCBI's taxonomy places the organism in Eukaryota, Metazoa, Mollusca, Cephalopoda, Sepiida, Sepiidae. The record is from the annotation of a GenBank genome assembly.